Caenorhabditis sp. 36 PRJEB53466 is the source of this 1481-nucleotide messenger RNA. NCBI's taxonomy places the organism in Eukaryota, Metazoa, Nematoda, Chromadorea, Rhabditida, Rhabditidae. The record is from the annotation of a GenBank genome assembly.
AUGUCUGGUACUGUUACGGGCGGCACCGUCGCUCCCUUAGCAGCCGUUCCCAAAGAAAAUGGCUCGAAGAGCAAGAGGAGACGCUAUUUCGCCAACGGAAGGAGUCGGACGAUCGAACUGUCGACGUUGGCGGAGAUUGAUGAGGAAGAGUUUGCCAAAGCUGGUGAGUCCGAUUGAAAUGCAAUGAUUCUGUGAACUGACACUUUUCAGAAGGCGCUUCUUCGCAACCGGAAGGUGCUGAAAGAGUGCUGAAAACGCAAGAUGAUAUGUGCAUUGGCACCACGGGCGGUACUUACAAGUCCCUGAAAAGAGGGUCCGUGAAGGCACAGGCGCUGAAACUGAGCGAGAGACUUGCACAAAAAGGUUUGUUCCGUCUCCCAUGACACCAACGAAACAAGAACGUUUCAGUGGCUUCUGAAAAUGCAGCAAAAGAAAGAGAAGAGAAAAGUGAGAUGGAGAAGCAGAGCUGCUCGAAACCGGUCGUUGUGGAUGUGAAACUGAGGCGGAAUCUGACAGAAGUGCGGAGAAAUUUUGAGGUAUGCAUCAUCAUUGCCCGAAGUAGCGUGGCAAACUGCAAGACCACCAAGUGUUUAUGGGCCGCCCAUCCCCUCUAAUAGUACAUAAGUGGAUGUGAUAAAAGGCAAUGAGGUGUGCAUUCGGGUUCAGUGUUGUUUGCUUCGUCCUUCCUCACGCCACUGUCUCCCUCCGCCGAUGACAGUUCCCAUUGUUGGUCUAAGCUCCCGCUCUUCUUCAGUCCUCCCUAUUGAUUGUCGUUUUUGCCGCUGAUAUGGCAUCCACUUAUUCGUAUGCUGAAUUCAACAAAAUAUUCAACGAAACUGUUCCUAAACCCGAGAAUUUACCAGUUGUGGUAAGGGGCUGCCUAUCUUCCGACUAAUUUUUUCCUCAAAGACAGUUUUGUUGAGUUUAUAGACCACAACCGACUUCACAACUCCUCAGGAUUGGCCACAACAACAGCAUGAGUACCAACAGAACAUUCAUAUGCAAAGGUAAUCAUUUCAGGAAGUUAAUCUUACUUGUGAGUUGGUUGCAGACAUCCCAUUUCUCGAUCCGCAUCGUUUGUCACCCCUGCGCCCAUGAUCGUCUACGGAAUGCCUCCACAGCCCGGAGAGCGCAUGUCAAUGAUCGACAGUCGGUGUGACAGUAGGAUCGGAGAGUACGCGAUGCCCCUCUACUACAUGCCUGCUCCGCCACCUCCACAGCCCGUUUUUCUUCCGUACGCUGCUUCCAAGAUGGGAAUGAGUCACUUCGAUCAGCCGAGUAUGGUGAUGAUUCCUGGCCAUCCGGCCCUUCAGUAUCCGGAAAUGCGACGGAAAAUGAAAUCGUCGGGCAGUGACCAUCGCCGAAAGAGUUGGUGUUCGAGGAUUUGCUGUGCUGGAUUUGCUCAGUUGCUCUGGACCAUCGUGUGCAUAAUCUCAUUCGGAAUCAUUGCUUCAUUAAUUCUGGCUUUGUGUUACAUGUAG